Messenger RNA from Polistes canadensis, 2967 nucleotides. It is a transcript of the gene S, whose product is annotated as protein Star. The record is from RefSeq and is a predicted model, not a curated record. NCBI's taxonomy places the organism in Eukaryota, Metazoa, Arthropoda, Insecta, Hymenoptera, Vespidae. Bases 1604 to 2731 code for a protein of 375 amino acids. The transcript is spliced from 7 exons.
AGAAAGAAAGAAAGAGAAGGUUAAGUAGAGAGUUGAGAACCACUGUUCUUUCUCUUUCCUCUACCUGGGUAAGCUAUGAGAGAACGGUAGAGUGUCCUCGUAAAACCAAGCGAGAAAGCCGAUCGCAUUGAGUUGAAGGGGAUAGACGAUGAACAACAACAGCAGCCUAGAGUUAGACAGUCGUCUACUGUGGCCCGUAUAAAGAAGGACACCCGAUAUAUAUAUAGGAAACCCAUAGAAAGGAAAGGAUGGCAUUGUAUUCCUAGUCGUUGUGUCGUUGUCGUCCUAAUAAUCACCAUACGUUUUUUUUGUGCAAUAGUUAUUGCUGUUGGUUGGUUGGUUGGUUGGUUGGUUGGUUAUUGUGACGGUUGUGUCGAGGCCGUUUCCAGGUGGCAUAUAGGUAAAAAGGGGUGGGGUGGGGUGGGGGCAGGUACGAGUAUGUGGCCCGUUUAAAUAAGGACACCCGAUACGUAGAGAACCCAUAGAGAGGGAGAUAGAAAGAAGAAGAAGAAGGCAUUAUACUGUUGGUCGCGUUGUGUCGUCAUCAUCGUAGUCCCCUUUGGUGUUGCUGUCGUUGUCGCUGGUGUUGUCCAAGCGGUGUUGGGGCCGUUUCCAAGUGCCACCGAAGAGGGCACACUUAUGUGUUAGUCGGUGUUCGUCGCGAGCCAGAAACCAUCGUCGUCGUCAUCGUAGUAGUAGUAGUACUCUCUCUCUCUCUCUCUCUCUUUUACAUAAAACGUGUGCGUGGUAAUUGAACCUUUACGUCAACGUCUUCUGUCUCAUAGAUUUUUCUGUUCGUACGAUGACUCAAGAAUAAGAAGAAGAAGAAAAAUAAAGGAAAUAAGGUCUCUUUCUUGGAGAGGACAAAUGCCCGGUGUUGAAGUUUCCUUCAACCUUUCUUUCUUACAUUGGGAAAGAGAAAGAGAGAGAGAGAUAAAGAUAAUCAGAGAGUUGGUUUUUCUUAAAAAAAGGAAAGAGAAAGACGACGCAUCGAGAACUGCAGUGCGGCGCGGGGAUAACCACAUAUACCCUUUCUCUCUUUCAUUUCACUCCCUUCUAGUCGACGAGGACGACUCACAGUCGCCGAACCUAAUUCUAAGGAACAAAUAUAAAGGAAGAACUCCAGGAAGAGGAGGGGGAAAUAGAAAAAUUUCUGAACACAUUCUUCAUGGUACGAAUGUUAGGAAGAGGAGGAGGAGGAGGACGCUGUUAGGUUCGACGAGUAAAGUGCACCGCGUGUGUGGGUCGGCUGGACGAAAGGAAAUCGGGAGAAAGGGAGUGGGGGAAAAGGAGGAGAAGAGUGUAUGUGUGAGAAAGAGAGAGAGAGAAAGAGAUGAGCACGUUCUCCUCGUACAGUCGCACGAACGAAAGUCAAAUGUGUUCGAGACAUUGCCGGCACAGUGUUGUCACAUACGAUAUGUAAAGUUUAACGCGAUUUCAACCUUAAAUCGUUGUGUGCGUAUGUGUGUAUGUAUGUGUGAGCGGGGGGGGCAUGCACGGGUGCGUGUACCACGUAAGUGUUGUUAGUGUGGGUGGGUGUUGCUACUGCAAUUGCUGUUGCUGCUAUUAAAGCAGCAUAUCCAUCAACAUUUGGUCGAUUUAUAUGUCUAACACCCCUCCAGACUUUUGUUUCCCCCAGAUAGAAACUAGACCGAAGCGCAAAUCUAAAAUGAUUAAACCAAUCACGGCUGCUAUUGCAACUGGGGGGAUGGAAGGUGGACCUGGGGGGACAGAAGGAAAUGCAAUUAACGGUGGAGCUAAUACCGUUGGUCAUUGUAUAUGUGUCGUUGGUAAUCAACAAACGACACCAACAUCACCACCACCACCAUCACCACCAUCAAGUAACACUCCUAACGUCAUGAUAUAUUACAAAAAUACAUGGUGGAGAAAAGUUGCGCCCUGUUUGGCAUUUCUUGCUGCAUUUUCGACCGCCAUGGCUUUGCUUCUCGUUUGGAACGAAGCUGCCGAACUCAGGAGACAAGCUUUCGAUGCCAACAUGACCAGGGAUUACGUGCUUUAUAGCGUUUCCAUGGAUAACCCGCAACUGAUCGCUUACAUACGCGAAGUUCAUUUCAAACCAACUACUCAUCAAGAACUCCUAAAUGCUACUCAAACAUCCGAAGAGAAAUACGUAGCUAGUUCGAUGCAAAACAAACGCGAGGGUGUCUACGUAGAAUAUAUUAGUAGGAUAGGAGCAAUGUCCGGUACAGCUUGGCUCGAUUCGAAAUUGAAUUGGAAUGGCGUCUUGAUUCUUACGGAUCCUAGAAGUUUUUUCGAGGCACAGAAAAGUAGUCGUAAUACGAAAACUCGAGUUAUUCAUUCUUGUUUAAGUAACGACAAAGUCAUCAAAGAAAUAACGUAUCAUCAAGAAUCCGAGGUUCAAGUUACAAAAUUAGGGGAAGGUCCGAACAGUCUGGUAUCGUCUGACGAAAGUUUGCCAACGACCAGGUUAAAAUGUUUCCCUCUGUAUAGUAUACUCUUGGCCUACAAUGUUACAACUUUAGAUUACUUGAGUCUCGACAGUCCAGAUAUUCAAGAUGGCCAGGUUCUAGAUACAAUACCAUGGGAAACCAUAAGAAUAUUAAUUCUUUCUAUACGUUGGAAUACGCAUUACAGUACGACGGAAACGGAAAAUCUCAUUGACAAAUUAAACAGCAAGAGAUACAAACUCGUCGGUACUACUGACACUGGGAAAAAAAUCUUCAUUUACAACGCCCUACUUAAAAUUUAAUUUUAAUCAUUCGAAUUAAAAUAUAGACCAGGAGGGGGGAGGUGUGGUCGUAUCGAUCAUUUAAUAAACACACACACACAUAUUACAAAUACACAUUUUUCUGUGUAAUUGUAAUGUUGUGCAAUUUUGACGAUUAACUGAUGUGAUUAUAACGAAUUAUAUUCCUUAUAAAAUGAUAAACAUUGAUUAAUUCAAUCAUUCGUUACAAAUUUUAAAUCAUUCACGCGAGUAAAUUG